AUGAGAAGUUCGCUGCCUGGAUCGAAGAGAAGGUUACUUCUCCUAACUGUAUGGUUGAUCGUGUCACACCACGUUGCACUGACAAGGAGCGCAAGUACGUCACUGACACUUGGGGAAUUAAGGACCAAUGUCCCGUUGUUGCAGAGCCUUUCAUCCAAUGGGUUCUUGAAGACAACUUUUCUGACGGCCGUCCUCCUUGGGAACUUGUCCGGUGUUCAAGUUGUCAAGGAUGUCGAUUCCUAUGAACUGAUGAAAUUGCGUCUGCUUAACGGUGGGCACUCAGCCAUGGGAUACCUUGGAUACUUGGCCGGUUACACCUAUAUACACGAGGUCGUCAACGACCCAACCAUCAACAAGUACAUCCGUGUUUUGAUGCGUGAGGAAGUCAUCCCAUUGUUACCUAAGGUGCCAGGCGUGGAUUUCGAAGAAUACACUGCGUCUGUGUUGGAGAGAUUCUCCAAUCCAGCAAUUCAGGACACCGUUGCACGUAUCUGUUUGAUGGGCUCAGGUAAGAUGCCCAAGUACGUUUUACCUUCGAUCUACGAGCAGUUGCGCAAGCCUAACGGCAAGUAUAAGUUGUUGGCAGUGUGUGUGGCUGGAUGGUUCCGUUAUUUGACCGGUGUCGACAUGAACGGCAAACCAUUCGAAAUUGAGGACCCCAUGGCAGAUACCUUGAAGGCUGCUGCUGUUAAGGGUGGUAAGGAUCCUCACGAGCUACUUAACAUCGAGGUCCUUUUCAGCCCUGAAAUUCGUGAUAACAAGGACUUUGUUGCGCAAUUGACUCACUCGCUAGAAGUUGUUUAUGAUAAAGGACCACUUGCCGCUGUGAACGAAGUUCUAGACCAGGUGUAA
Molecule: messenger RNA, 852 nt
Organism: Saccharomyces mikatae IFO 1815
Lineage: Eukaryota; Fungi; Ascomycota; Saccharomycetes; Saccharomycetales; Saccharomycetaceae
Exons: 1
Coding region: 1-852 (283 amino acids)
Molecular function (GO): mannitol dehydrogenase activity
Source: RefSeq, a predicted model, not a curated record